Sinocyclocheilus grahami is the source of this 4790-nucleotide messenger RNA. Its product is annotated as E3 ubiquitin-protein ligase HECW2-like. The transcript has 22 exons. Gene Ontology annotation, molecular function: protein binding; ubiquitin protein ligase activity. Bases 77 to 2635 code for a protein of 852 amino acids. The record is from RefSeq and is a predicted model, not a curated record. Gene Ontology annotation, biological process: ubiquitin-dependent protein catabolic process; protein ubiquitination; regulation of dendrite morphogenesis. Gene Ontology annotation, cellular component: cytoplasm. NCBI's taxonomy places the organism in Eukaryota, Metazoa, Chordata, Actinopteri, Cypriniformes, Cyprinidae.
AUCUGCCAGUAAUGCAGCUAGUGAAGGGGGCGGAGCCACAGCAGCUAAGCAGCCAGAGCAGGGGAACACCAGCGAGAUGGCCAAUGAGGAGGAGGAAGAUGCCGGAAUCUGGCAGAGGAGGCGGAGUCUGCAAGCAUCAGGGAACGCAUCACAGGCUGAAGGGGUGGAAUUAACCAAUGAAGUGAGAAGGGCAGCUGACGCAGCACAGGCUGCCACAGUAACAGAUGAAGAGACAGGAGCCAGUGCUCAAGUGAACGGCCAUCAGCCGAUGCAGUCUCUUCCUUCAGUCCGUCACGACAUCAGCCGCUAUCAGAGAGUAGACGAGCCUCUUCCACCAAACUGGGAAGCUCGUAUAGACAGUCACGGCAGGAUUUUCUAUGUGGAUCAUGUGAACAGAACCACCACCUGGCAGCGGCCCACUGCUCCAGCUGCACCUCAGGUCCUACAGAGAUCCAACUCCAUUCAGCAGAUGGAGCAGCUCAACCGAAGGUAUCAGAGUAUUCGGAGGACAAUAACCAAUGAGAGGACAGACGAACAGGCUGCAGAGAUGCCUACAGACGAAAACGACCUGCUGCAUCCCUCCAUUCCUGAGUACCGUCGGGACGGCGUGGUUGGGCCCGCUAGCUCUCGCUCGCGCUUGUCUCUGCUGCUUCAGUCCCCCAGCGCCAAGUUUCUCACCAGCCCGGAUUUCUUCACCGUACUGCAUUCCAACCCUAGUGCCUACCGCAUGUUUACAAGUAACACGUGUCUAAAACACAUGAUCAGUAAAGUGCGACGGGACUCGCACCACUUUGAGCGCUACCAGCACAAUCGAGACCUGGUUGCCUUCCUCAACAUGUUCGCCAACAAACAGCUGGAUCUCCCGCGGGGCUGGGAAAUGAAACACGACCACACGGGAAAGCCUUUCUUCGUGGACCAUAACUGCAGGGCGACCAGCUUCACAGACCCACGACUGCCCCUGCAGAGCCCUCGACCCAGCAGCCUCCUCGCCCACCGCCAGCACCUCAGCCGCCAACGCAGCCACAGCGCAGGGGAGGUGAGCACACGACGCCUGGUGGGCGAUGACCCUCGGCAUGCUGGACCCGCUGUACUGCCACGCCCCUCAAACACCUUCACAGCCAAUCGCAACCAGUGUCAAGAUUUAGUUCCUGUUGCCUAUAAUGAGAAAAUCGUGGCAUUUUUGCGGCAGCCGAACAUAUUUGAGAUCCUUCAGGAGAGGCAGCCUGAGCUCAUUAGGAAUCACUCACUCAGGGAGAAGGUCCAGUUUAUUCGUAAUGAAGGAGCGUCGGGUUUAGCUCGCCUCUCCAGCGACGCAGACUUGGUGAUUUUGCUUAGCUUGUUUGAAGAGGAAGUGAUGUCGUAUGUGCCACCUCAUGCCUUACUGCACCCCAGCUACUGUCAGUCACCUCGAGGGUCUCCGGUCCCCUCCCCUCAGAACUCUCCUGGUACACAGCGAGCCAACGCACGGGCCCCUGCACCAUACAAACGGGACUUUGAAGCCAAACUUCGGAAUUUCUAUCGCAAACUGGAGACUAAAGGCUACGGACAGGGUCCAGGCAAAGUCAAGUUGAUAAUCCGCAGGGAUCAUCUACUGGAGGACGCCUUCAAUCAGAUCAUGUGCUACUCUCGCAAAGAUCUACAGAGGAGUAAACUCUACGUCAGCUUUGUUGGAGAAGAGGGACUGGACUACAGUGGCCCGUCCCGAGAGUUUUUCUUUCUGGUGUCACGGGAGCUUUUUAACCCAUACUACGGCCUGUUUGAGUAUUCAGCCAAUGACACCUACACUGUCCAGAUCAGCCCCAUGUCUGCCUUCGUCGACAACCACCAUGAGUGGUUUCGGUUUAGUGGUCGUAUUCUGGGUCUCGCUCUUAUCCAUCAGUACCUGCUGGAUGCCUUCUUCACACGACCCUUCUACAAAGGCCUACUGCGAAUUCCGUGUGAUCUGAGCGAUCUGGAGUAUCUUGAUGAGGAGUUUCAUCAGAGUCUUCAGUGGAUGAAGGACAAUGACAUAGAGGACAUGCUGGACCUGACCUUCACCGUCAACGAGGAGGUUUUCGGACAGAUCACAGAGCGCGAGCUGAAGCCUGGCGGUGCAAAUAUCCCCGUGUCAGAGAAGAAUAAGAAGGAGUACAUCGAGCGCAUGGUGAAGUGGCGUAUAGAGCGCGGUGUCGUCCAACAGACGGAGAGCCUGGUGCGAGGCUUUUAUGAGGUUGUAGAUGCGCGGCUGGUGUCGGUGUUUGAUGCGCGGGAGCUGGAGCUGGUGAUCGCUGGGACGGCGGAGAUCGAUCUGGGAGACUGGAGGAACAACACCGAGUACAGAGGAGGUUACCAUGACAACCACAUCGUGAUUCGCUGGUUCUGGGCGGCAGUGGAGAGAUUCAACAACGAGCAGAGACUCAGACUGCUGCAAUUUGUGACAGGGACGUCCAGUAUCCCGUACGAGGGCUUCGCCUCUCUCAGGGGCAGCAACGGGCCGCGCCGCUUCUGUGUGGAGAAAUGGGGGAAAAUCACGUCUCUGCCCAGAGCUCACACAUGUUUCAAUCGUCUGGACCUCCCCCCGUACCCCUCGUUCUCCAUGCUGUACGAGAAGAUGCUGACGGCAGUGGAGGAAACCAGCACUUUCGGUUUGGAGUGAAUGUUGAUUUUUGCACUUUGAGCUGAUCAAAUAUCCUUAAUUUCCACGACCCGUCAGGAAGAGCAAAGGAGAAACACAGAAAACGAUCAGUGAGCUGGACUGGACUGAGAGAAGCGAGGAUGUUGUCUGAAUGUUUCUCAGACGCAAACAUUGAUGGGCUCUGGAUGAAUCGAGGAGGAUGUGACCAGCCAAAUGCAAAGCUGAGUGACUAACUGAUUCAAAUGAGGAACAAAACAAACCCAAAGGACUUUGAUAUUCUCACUCUCUUUUUAUCUGUAAAAAAAAGACUUUUCUACGGAGCAUCAAAAUGCAGCGUGAAUGAACAAAUACUGUGUUGUGAAAGCUUUUUCAGAUCGCCUCAAACACUAUCACACACGACAGCGCUGCCCUCUAUACUGAAUUGAAAUGUAUAUGUUCUCUCUUCUUUUUGUCAUAUUUAUACAUUAGUCUUUCUCAUAUGUUUGUUUUGACACCGUAUGCUGUCCAAGUAGCUGUCAUGUUAGAUAUGUGACACUUUUGAAUGAAUUGGGUUGUUUAUAUACUCUCACACGCAACGUUUUCAAAGGGCAUGUUACAACAUCAUGAAUGUGACCACUAUGUGCAAAUGAUAAAAAAAAAAAUCAACAAUAGAUGAUUUUUUGACUUUAUAGUCCAACCUUGGCCUUUCUGUUGUCCUCAGAUAACACGGUUUUAUUUCCGGUGACAUUUGAACAAAUAGAGCGGUCACAUACCCACUGAAAGAAGCUACAGAAACACUCAAAGUCAGACACUAUUUGUGUUACUAAUACUCUUCAUUGUGAUAUAAUAACGUUUUCUGAUUUAAAUGGAGUAAAAUAGCUUGCGUUGCCAUUUCAUGUUGACAUGUUGAUUAUUAUUUCCAUAUCCUUAUAUAGCUUUAGUGUGACAUUAAUGUUGCAGACGCAGCUUUCUUGAAUCUCCUUUUCAUUUUUCACUCUCUUCUGUUGAGUCACAGUGCUUUCUUGUAUGAUUUGAAACUGGAAUAUCAAGCCCGCAAAACCAUAUCAAUACAUUCCAGACUUUUCCAUUUGCGGUAAGUCAACCCAGCCUUUUACGAAACACUGCCGUGGCUGCGGGACGCUGGAUUGUACUCUGGUUCUGAAUGUUUUGUAAUCUGAAUUUUGUGUAAGGAGUUAAUAUCGCUUCCAGUGAAAACUGGUGUAGUUGAAACUGCCAUGGGGCUUUAUGAGCUCCAUCAACUUUUGGAAUGGCAAUGAAGACAAACACGAGCAUAUCAUCUUUGUCAGUUUGAUUAUGGCCGGUUAGAUCACUAAUACAAACCAGAUAGAUCUGCGUUUUUGUAUUAAGGUUUUACAGUGGCGUGCUGAUAUUUGUGCUGAAUGUACCAAAGGUUUAGGGCUGCCGUAGACUGUCCCGUCCACGUUUUGUUUGAUUAAAAAAAGGAAAACAUUUAUUAAAAAACAAUGAUGAUAAUAAAAGCCUUUUUUGGAUGCCCCAAUUGUUCCUCUUAAUUGGACUUUUUAGAGUAGCGUUUUCACGAUGAUGUUUUACACACAAUAUAAAAAGGUCUAUACAAUGAGGAAACAAUUACGCUUUCUGUUGUUUGAAGAUGCAAAUUGUUUAAUAUGUAUGUAUGGUUUAUCUGGAGAUUUAAUGGAGUAGUUCAGUUUCUGUUAUUUAUUCACCCUCGUGCCGUUCUAAAUGCAUUUCUUUUCUUUUUCUUUUGUGGAAUAGAAAAGGUAUUUCACAGAUUGUCCAGACGGAUACUGUGAAAGUGAAUAGAGACUGGGAGUGUAUAAAAGUCCAGUGUUUCUUGGAAGAAAGAAAAUCUUGUGGAUGAGGGUGAGUAAAUGAUGUCCGAAUUUCCAUUUUUUUGUGAACUGUUCCUUUAAAUGUUCCCUGCCUUUCUAAAGACUGAGAUCACACAUACGUUCUGGCUUUCUGCUGAUGUUCGUUACUAAAGCUUUCUGUACUACUUCGAGUUUGCACCGUUCACGUGCUCUGAAAACAUGUGACUGUUGAUUGGAUAACAGCUUUCAGAGCUCCACGUUUGGGUUUUUCUCUUUUUUGUUUCAGCACAGAUGAUUGUAUAAAGCUGUUUAUCUCACGGAAAAUGCUUCGGAGUCUUGAUUCCAUGUUCAGAUGGGUUAUUACUGUUUUUGGUCUUGUUUUGAUG